Messenger RNA from Volvox carteri f. nagariensis, 1269 nucleotides. RefSeq lists its product as uncharacterized. The record is from RefSeq and is a predicted model, not a curated record. NCBI's taxonomy places the organism in Eukaryota, Viridiplantae, Chlorophyta, Chlorophyceae, Chlamydomonadales, Volvocaceae. The transcript has 5 exons. The coding region runs from base 100 to 1269 and encodes 389 amino acids. Gene Ontology annotation, biological process: mitochondrial respiratory chain complex III assembly.
UACUUUUCCUAUCGAGCUAGCGUACAUGUAAGAAUUCCAGGCGUAGUGGCGCUGCAACUUUGCACGCAUCAUAUUUCGAGAAAAUCUUCUGUUGCCAUCAUGGCUCCUCCAACACCUAACGCAGCUCCGCAAGCAGGUCGCUUUCAGCACCCGUGGCUGACCCCUCUGCCUCCGGGACGCGCUCGUGUCUAUGAUAUUAUGUACAAGUCGGUCACAACUUUGCUGGUAGCUUUUUCCGCUUAUGGAUUCUACGAGGUUAGCCGCGGGACCUACUACGUGAUGCACUCGAACCGCAUGCGCAAGCAACAGGAUGCGGAGCAGGUGACUGAAGCUAGCCAUGGCAGUGGGGCCUCCAGCAAUAUCGUAACUGCCAGCACUGCGACGGUGGUAGCACCAUAUUCUAGCGUCACCUCCGUACCGUGGAAGGUGCAGUGGCAACUCCAAAGUUCUGUAGAGGUUAAUCUGAGUUUAGCUAACAGCAACAAUGCCGGCACAAAAUCUGGCAGUGGCGACACGACGCAGCAGCAGUCGCAGCAGCAGCAACCCCAAAAUCAGCAAAUUUCCUGGACGCCCUUCAACCGCGCUGACAGCGUGCGGCUCGCGGCGCUUGAGGCGUCAGGUUGGGGCCAGGAGCUUUUCGAUGCCCGCUUUGCCGAUUUGACAGCUGUGCUUCCGGACCUGCCACGGGUGCUGUCAUCCUUGCUGCCGGCACAGCUGCUGGCGGCCAUGUCGGAUACACAUGCGACAGCCGCGAAGGUGAUUUUGCUCAAAGCUGCGCUGCCUUCGACCAACGUCGGCAUGUUGUUACUUCUGCACCCUCCAUUCCUGGACCCUGCCUACGGUGCGGAGCGUUUGCUGGCGGGCGUGGAGCACGCCAGCCGUGUGCUGGGCGGGGCGGCGGUGGCGGAGGAGGUAAUCCAAUGGUAUCCGCCAUUGAUGGAUCCGACGGUACUUGACGCGAGCGUGGCGCAGCUGAGGCGGCUAGUUCCGCAUCUGGCUCGUAAUUGCCUACCAGCGUCGGGACGGGGAAUGGGGCCAUAUGGUGGAAGGGAAGGGUCGGGAGAAGCCUUUGCGGGCGACCCACCCGCGAUAUCGGCAGCACGCAAGGAGCUGAAGAACGCCUUUCUGGUGAACCGUGACCUUACCGAUCAGCGCCAGAUCAACUCGAAGCUAGCAGAAGCCUUGGAGGCCAACGAUUUCCUGCGCGAAAAUGUCAUUCAGGCGGUCAAGAAAGACUGCGGAUCGUACGGUAGGUACGAGCGCAUGUAA